Dentiscutata heterogama is the source of this 153-nucleotide messenger RNA. NCBI's taxonomy places the organism in Eukaryota, Fungi, Glomeromycota, Glomeromycetes, Diversisporales, Gigasporaceae. The record is from the annotation of a GenBank genome assembly.
AUGUCUCAACAACAAUUCAAUGACAAAAGAUUUAAAAGUUCAACUGCUGGUGUUUCAAGGGAAGAAAAAGGAAAACAUUGUGAUGAUAUGGCACUUCAAUGGCAUCUUAAUAAGGUUCAGGCUCACGAAGCACAGAGUCCGUUCAAAGAUUGA